This is a messenger RNA of Trichechus manatus latirostris (Florida manatee), 3267 nucleotides long. RefSeq names its product kirre like nephrin family adhesion molecule 1 (gene KIRREL1). Gene Ontology annotation, biological process: cell-cell adhesion. Gene Ontology annotation, cellular component: cell-cell junction; plasma membrane. NCBI's taxonomy places the organism in Eukaryota, Metazoa, Chordata, Mammalia, Sirenia, Trichechidae. Bases 60 to 2336 code for a protein of 758 amino acids. Gene Ontology annotation, molecular function: cell adhesion molecule binding. The record is from RefSeq and is a predicted model, not a curated record. The transcript is spliced from 15 exons.
CUCGCUCGCUCUCCAACUCCGGGCCCCAGCCGCCGGCGGGCGCACAGCGGGCGGACAGCAUGCUGAGCCUCCUCGUCUGGAUCCUCACUCUCUCCGAUACUUUCUCCCAAGGGACCCAGACGCGCUUCAGCCAGGAGCCAGCCGACCAGACCGUGGUGGCCGGACAGCGGGCCGUGCUCCCCUGCGUGCUGCUCAACUACUCAGGGAUCGUGCAAUGGACCAAGGACGGGCUGGCCCUGGGCAUGGGCCAGGGCCUCAAAGCCUGGCCGCGGUACAGGGUGGUGGGCUCUGCUGACGCCGGACAGCACAACCUAGAGAUCACAGACGCCGAGCUCUCAGACGACGCCUCUUACGAGUGCCAGGCCACAGAGGCCGCCCUGCGAUCCCGGCGGGCCAAGCUCACCGUGCUCAUCCCCCCAGAGGACACCAGGAUUGAUGGAGGCCCUGUGAUUCUGCUGCAGGCAGGCAUCCCCCACAACCUUACUUGUCGAGCCUUCAAUGCCAAGCCUGCUGCCACCAUCAUCUGGUUCCGGGACGGGACACAGCAAGAGGGCGCUGUGGCCAGCACGGAAUUGCUGAAGGAUGGGAAGAGGGAGACCACCAUUAGCCAGCUGCUCAUUAACCCCACAGACCUGGACAUCGGGCGUGUCUUCACCUGCCGCAGCGUGAACGAGGCUAUCCCGAGUGGCAAGGAGACCUCUAUCGAGCUCGACGUGCACCAUCCUCCUACGGUAACCCUGUCCAUUGAGCCACAGACGGUACAGGAGGGCGAGCGUGUCAUCUUCACAUGCCAGGCCACAGCCAACCCCGAGAUCCUGGGCUACAGGUGGGCCAAGGGGGGUUUCUUGAUUGAAGACGCCCAUGAGAGUCGCUAUGAGACAAAUGUCGACUAUUCCUUCUUCACGGAGCCUGUGUCCUGUGAGGUCCACAACAAAGUGGGAAGCACCAAUGUCAGCACUUUAGUGAAUGUCCACUUUGCCCCCCGGAUUGUAGUUGACCCCAAACCUACGACCACAGACAUAGGCUCUGAUGUGACCCUCACCUGUGUCUGGGUUGGGAAUCCCCCCCUCACCCUCACCUGGACCAAAAAGGACUCAAACAUGGUCCUGAGUAACAGCAACCAGCUGCUGUUGAAGUCCGUGACCCAGGCAGAUGCCGGCACCUACACCUGCCGGGCCAUCGUGCCUCGGAUUGGAGUGGCUGAACGGGAGGUGCCGCUGUACGUGAAUGGACCCCCCAUUAUCUCCAGUGAGGCGGUGCAGUAUGCAGUUAGGGGGGACGGAGGCAAGGUGGAGUGUUUCAUUGGGAGCACACCACCCCCAGAUCGCAUUGCCUGGGCAUGGAAGGAGAACUUCCUGGAGGUGGGGACCCUGGAACGCUAUACGGUGGAGAGGACCAACUCGGGCAGUGGGGUGCUGUCCACGCUAACCAUCAACAAUGUCAUGGAGGCCGACUUCCAGACUCACUACAACUGCACUGCCUGGAACAGCUUCGGGCCGGGCACAGCUAUCAUCCAGCUGGAAGAACGAGAGGUGUUGCCCGUGGGCAUCAUCGCUGGGGCCACCAUUGGCGCGGGCAUCCUGCUCAUCUUCUUCUUCAUUGCUUUGGUGUUCUUCCUCUACCGGCGCCGAAAAGGCAGUCGCAAGGAUGUGACCCUCAGGAAGCUAGACAUCAAAGUGGAGACGGUGAACCGUGAGCCACUCACGAUGCACUCUGACCGAGAGGACGACACUGCCAGUGUCUCCACCGCCACCCGGGUCAUGAAGGCCAUCUACUCGUCCUUUAAGGAUGAUGUGGAUCUGAAGCAGGACCUGCGCUGUGACACCAUCGACACCCGGGAAGAGUAUGAGAUGAAGGACCCCACCAAUGGCUACUACAACGUGCGCGCCCACGAAGACCGUCCGUCUUCCAGGACCAUGCUCUACGCCGACUACCGGGCCGCUGGCCCCACUACCCGCUUCGAUGGCCGCCCCUCCUCCCGUCUCUCCCACUCCAGUGGCUACGCCCAGCUCAACACCUACAGCCGGGCCCCAGCCUCCGACUAUGUCGCUGAGUCCACGCCCUCUGGUCCUGCCGCCCCUGCUGGCACUGACACCGCCAGCCAGCUGUCCUACGAGAACUAUGAGAAAUUCAAUUCUCAUCCCUUCCCCGGGGCAGCUGGGUACCCCACCUACCGACUGGGCUACCCCCAGGCCCCACCCUCUGGCCUGGAGCGGACCCCAUAUGAGGCGUAUGACCCCAUUGGCAAGUACGCCACGGCCACUCGGUUCUCCUACACCUCCCAGCAUUCAGACUACGGCCAGCGCUUCCAGCAGCGCAUGCAGACUCACGUGUAGGGGCUGAGCCGGGCUGGGCGUCUCUGCGGGGCAGAGGAGAAGGCUCUCACAGCGGUUCCCUGAUAUUCAGGGGCAUUGCUUGUUGCUCCCGUCUCGGACCAGCCUUCCUCCUCCCACCGUGGCAGGUGGGGAGCAGGUCUCCCAGAAACACCCCGUCCCGAGGAUGGUGCUCCGUGCAUGCCCCGCCUCCUGGGCCUGCCCUUCCCUCUUCUUCGGGAGGGUGUGUCUCUCUUGACCUGUAUUCUUGCCUGGUCCCAGCAUGGGGGACAGGGAAAGUGGGGCUUGGGGAGAACAGAGGGGGUAGUUUGUAACAACCCCUUUCUAUCCCACCCCUCUGAUCUCCCAUAAGUGGAGUGGGGUUAUGUAAGGAAGGGCAGCCUUUGGCCUAAAGGACAUGAAGUGUGGGCUGUGGGUGGCUGUGGCAAAGUAAAUAGAAAACAGGAUAGCCCAGCCAACCCCUCUGUGGUCUGCGCUCAUGCUCUGGGUGCAUCUCUCCCUCCUCAGGGGAUUACAAAAGGGACCUUGGAUUUAUUUUAGCUCUGCUGCAGAUCAGCCCUGGUACUGAGUUCAAAUCCAGCCUUCAUAGUGCUGGGAUCAAAAUACCAGUCAUCCUGGCUGUCCACUGUGGACAUCUGUCUGCUGUCCUGCAGAGGGAUCCAGGUGUCCCCAGGAGCGCUUCCCUCUUUCCUUCUCCUGGAUGCUGGACCAGGCAGAUAGGGAGGGUUUCCUGGUGGAGAAAGGAAGGGUCAGGAACCAUGUCCUGAUUCACCAGCAAGACUGCUGUGCGCUACAUAGCAGUUCCCCAAACCAACACUAGAGGGGGCCCGCCCAAGCCCCGGUCUCCCCAGCCUGCCCCACUUCCGGCUUUCACUUUUGAGCCUGCCUGGGAGUGGGGGAUGGAGGUGGGGUGCUAUAGGCUAUUUUUCAAAGA